AGAACAUUUAUUCCUGUACAAAAAGCUUCCGACUUUGGCUCAAAGUUUUCAUCUUUGUGACAAAAUGUCUCAAGUCCUGUCAAAUUUAGGCCUUUCCUUGCCUUCACCAUCGAAAUCGAGCUGUAAUUCCCUGGUAAACCUGAAGAAUUCUGGCAGCUUCAGCAUCAAAGCCAUGGCGCCAGAUGGCAGAGAUAAUCUUGACCAUUUGCAGAGAGUCAAUCGCAACAAGCAGCAGCAGUCCAGAAGGAAAGUUGCUCCUCCUUCUGCUCCUGCAGGGCUAUGGGACAGAUUCCCAACGGCGAAAACAGUGCAACAGAUGAUGGAGACAAUGGAGAGGCUAGUUGAAGACCCGGUUCUGUUAGCCUACUCGCCACCACCAGAACUGUUAAUGGAGGAUAUGAGAGGAGGUUACAGCAGGGGGAGAACUCCAUGGGAGAUGAGAGAAGGCGAGAGCGACUACAAAAUGAGGUUCGACAUGCCUGGAAUGACCAAGUCGGAUGUCAGAGUUUGGGUUGAGGACAAGAUGUUGGUUGUCAGGGCUAAGAAAUCGGCAGCAGCCGGUAAGGAUGGAGAAGUAGAGGGAGACAAAGGUGAUGAUUGGUCUGCUAAGAGCUAUGGAAGGUAUAGCAGUAGGAUUGCUCUGCCUGAGAAUGUUGAGUUUGAGAAGAUUAAGGCUGAGGUUAAGGAUGGGGUGUUGUAUAUAAGUAUCCCCAAGGCUGGUUUGAGCUCCAAGGUUCUUGAUAUUCAUGUUGAGUGAUUUUUUUUUGUUUUUGUUUUUGUUUGUGACGGAUGAUUUGUAGAAAGAAGGGUUGUUGAAGUGUAAUUAAGGUUUUUUGACCCACAAUGUCUUACUCCAGCCUCCAGUCUAUAUUUACAUAGUAUAUAUGGUUCGGUCUGGGCCAAACGAUUUUGUUUAAUAGUAAAUCAAUGUUUUGUUAAAGUCAUUGAGAUUUCCUUAAUGAAUCUUUUUCAUAAAA
Messenger RNA from Linum trigynum, 977 nucleotides. The record is from the annotation of a GenBank genome assembly. NCBI's taxonomy places the organism in Eukaryota, Viridiplantae, Streptophyta, Magnoliopsida, Malpighiales, Linaceae.